This is a messenger RNA of Pygocentrus nattereri (red-bellied piranha), 2929 nucleotides long. RefSeq names its product coiled-coil domain containing 125 (gene ccdc125). The record is from RefSeq and is a predicted model, not a curated record. Gene Ontology annotation, cellular component: cytoplasm. The coding region runs from base 173 to 1609 and encodes 478 amino acids. NCBI's taxonomy places the organism in Eukaryota, Metazoa, Chordata, Actinopteri, Characiformes, Serrasalmidae. The transcript has 12 exons. Gene Ontology annotation, biological process: negative regulation of cell motility; negative regulation of Rho protein signal transduction.
GGGGGUUGUGUCCAGCUUGUUUUGAUGUGUCCAGCUGGUAGCCACCCGGACUUCGUAUAAAUAGAGAAGUUUUCGGUUUUCAUUCUUAGCUGCGGCCAUAUAGGAAAAUUCUUAUCAGAAACUUGCAGUUACUCCGCGGGUUUGUGAGCCGUGUUAGCGGAUUAGCAGUGCCAUGCAGGGGGCCAGAGAAGAGCCCUCAGAGGACGACAUGAGUGAGGGAGAUUUGGGGGACGGCAUGGCUGCCCGCUCCUCCUCACGUCUGAGGAGCAGAGGGGACUUUCCGGAGCUGCUGACCCACACCAGGCUCUCGAAGAGGGUCAGCGAGGGGAACGGGCCUUUCUCCUGGACCACCUGCAGCGCCAUGUACGCCGCUUUGAGAGAGCAGCUCAGAGACUCAGACUGCAGUGUGGGGGACUCCAGUGAGGUGCUGCAGAGGAGACUGCAGGAGGUCACAGAGGAAGUUGAGCUCUUGCGGACAGAGUUAGAAGUCACCCAUCGGCACCUGGAGGGCAAACAUGAAGCUCUGAGGAUCCUGCAAGGCCAAGCUAUAUUGGAUAAAGCAACCAGCCACACCAAGAGUUUGCUUCAGAAGAGCGAGGAGCGAGCCAAAUCUUUGGAAAAGGAGGUGAACGCUCUGCAGUGGGAGAUCACCUUCAACCAGGUGCAGUUUAAGAACGUAGAACAUGCAUGGGAGCUUAAAUAUGAAAGGGUGCGUGCGGAGAACGAGGCCUUGAGGAAAGCUGUGGAUGAGAAGGUGGAGCAGCUGCAGGACCUCCGCACAGAGAACACCUCGCUGAGUCAGCAGUGUCUGGAGCUGCUGGGGUUACUGAGUGCUCAAGAGAGAAGAGACUUCCAGAAGACGCAGCCCCCGAGCAAACAGGGGAGAGAGGGGUCCGCACUGGAGCUUGCUGUGUACGGAGCGUGCCAGUGUAGUCCCAGUGUGGGGGAGCCGUGUCCCUGUGCUAAGAGCGCAGCUGCAAGCCGCAAGCAGGUUCUCCAGCUCAAACAAGAGUUGGAGCUGCAGAGGAGGAGGAAGGAGGAGGCGUAUGUGAUGGUGGACGCGUUCCGCAUCGCCUUUGAGCAGCAGCUGAGGAGAGGGAGCGAAAAGGUGCUGCAGCUGACUGAAAACGACAGGCUCACACCUCGCCAUUCGAAACCAGAGAAAGGGAAGCAAAGCUCAGCCAGCGUGGCUCAGAGGAUGAGGAGGUUUCUGCCGUCUACCAGGGAGGGAAAAGUGCCAAGUGACUCCACAGAAACCCUCCAGUUACUGCUCGAUCUGCUGAGUGACAAGGAGGAGGCCUUGGCCCAUCAGAGGAAGGUCAGCUACAUGCUAGCCCGGAGCUCAGAGGAGCUGGAGAAACGUCUUCAGGCACAGCUCAGAGCUGACCCUAAUUUGAACACAAAAGCUCCUGAACAGGUCGAAUGUGCCGGAACCGAUGGCUGUAAAUGCUCAGUGGACUGUAGCGAUGACCAUACGGCUUGUUUGUCCUCUAAUAAGCCAGAUUCUACUGUAGCAGCCGUGAACCUUGAUGAAGAGCAGAGUUCAGCAGAAGGCCAGGCGGCCGCAGAGGCCGAGCGUGAGAGCGACAGAGUUGAAGAGGAGAGUUGAAAGGAACACUACGCUUUUUUGGAGCGCACUACAGGUCCACAAAUAUGGGCAGGAAACAAGUCACAAACACAGACAGUUUAAGCUUAGUGGUAAACAAACCUCUGGAGUCACGCGUGAUUCUGUAUUCUGCAUCAUGACGAUAUAAGGAAACCCAUGUUUGAGCAUUUUUACUCCAUGGGAAAAAUGAAUGGAGCAUCCAAAAUUUGCCAGUGUGUUCCAAGCCAUACAAGUUUUUCUUGUGUACAUUUUUCCACAGAAUGUCAGUGGACCCUCUGACUAAUAAGGUCGUUUAGCAGGCAAAAUAUAAAUAAUGCUACUUACAGGUUUUUUUUGCUAAACUUUGGGCAUCCCUGUUCAAAUUAGACAUUUUAUUGAUUUUUUAAGCUGUAUUAAAAUAACAUUUUUAUGUUGAUGCACAGUUACUUUAUAUUUUGUAAAAAAAAAAGAAAAAGAAAAAAGUAGUAAUUGUGACAUGCAAAAGUUUGGGCACCCGACUAAUUCAGUAACAUCCUAUUUGGCAAAUAUUGCAGCAUGUAAGUAUUUUUUGUAGCCAGUUAGGAGUCUUUCUGGUUUUUUUUUUUUUUUUUUCAGCCACUCUUCCUUCUACUAGUUCAGAAAUAUUCUUGGUCCGUCUCGCAUACACAUCAUUAAAAUCCACAGAUUUUGCAUUUUAUAAAGUAGUUAAUGGUAGAUUUUAAGGUUUUAUUGGAUCAGUGAGAGUGUUUACAAGCAGAAAAUCAGAUUUUGUCAGGAAUUUGUUCAAUGCGUUAACAUGCUCUUGAACAAUCAGAUAAUGGGGAAACUCCAGGUCUACAUGAGUCAGACAGUAAUCAGAUUUCUUCUCUGCAAUCGGCCAGUAAACUCAGAAGAAGAUGUGACGUAAAGGUAAUUUAAAAUUCAAACUUAAUGCCGUGGCUUUUUUUUUCCCGUCAGUUGGCUCAUAAGGAUGCCCUUUCCAUUAUCUAGACUGCUGACUAGUUGUAUAAAUUACAAGUCAACAUAAAGAAGAAUGCAUCAACAAAAUUCCACACAAAAAUUUUGUGAAAUAUUUUUGACCACGACUGGAGGUUAUGGAACCAGCCUUGUGACCGUAAGGUCGCCGGUUCGAUCUCCAGAGCUGACAGGACAUGACUGAAGUGCCCUUAAGCAAGGCACCUAACCCACAACUGCUCCCUGUGCGCUGUAGAUAGGGCUGCCCACCACUCCAGGCAAGUGUGCUCACUGCCCCCUAGUGUGAGUGUUCACUACAGUGUAGGUGGUGUUUCACUGCAUGGAUGGCUUAAAUGUUCCACAUUGAAGGACUAAUAAAGGGUAACUUAA